AUGAAAAUACAAUGUGAGGUGUGCGAGAAAGUGGAGGCAGAGGUGCUAUGUUGUGCAGAUGAGGCGGUUCUAUGCAGGAGAUGCGACCACAAUGUCCAUGCUGCUAACAAGCUCUCACUAAAGCACGAGCGCCUUCUUCUCCUCAAAAGUAAUCCCUCAUCAACAUCAUCAUCCUCGAGCUUGACUUCCUCCUCCCCUUCGCAUGCGCAGCUCCCUCCAUGUCAUAUCUGCCAGGAGAGAAAUGGGUACUUCUUCUGCUUAGAAGAUAGAGCACUCUUCUGCAAGCACUGCGACGUUUCAACCCACAUGGGAAGCCCCUCCGCAUCAUCCCACCAACGAUUUCUUAUUACGGGCGUCAAAGUCGCCCUUCAAGCUUCAAUUAACAACAAUGACAUGAUUAGCACAAACUCAAGCUCGCCCAAGUCGACUAGUACUUCUUUCAAUUUCGUUGCAGACAAGGAGAGCAGUACUGCAGCAAUGACAAUGAAUGUUGAGGCUGCGUCGACAGAAAGCAGAGCUUCCUUCUCAGCUGAACCCAACUUUGGUUGGUUACUAAAUGAGAUGUUUGACACGAAGGAUCUUAACUGCUAUGAAUUUUCAGAAGUUGGAUCAUCAAGAAUAACCAGUACUACUCCUUGA
Molecule: messenger RNA, 639 nt
Organism: Alnus glutinosa
Lineage: Eukaryota; Viridiplantae; Streptophyta; Magnoliopsida; Fagales; Betulaceae
Product: B-box zinc finger protein 23
Exons: 2
Coding region: 1-639 (212 amino acids)
Biological process (GO): regulation of DNA-templated transcription; photomorphogenesis
Cellular component (GO): nucleus
Molecular function (GO): zinc ion binding
Source: RefSeq, a predicted model, not a curated record